Messenger RNA from Lichtheimia ornata, 5016 nucleotides. RefSeq lists its product as uncharacterized. Lineage: Eukaryota; Fungi; Mucoromycota; Mucoromycetes; Mucorales; Lichtheimiaceae. The transcript is spliced from 8 exons. Gene Ontology annotation, biological process: phosphorylation; phosphorelay signal transduction system. Bases 1 to 5016 code for a protein of 1671 amino acids. Gene Ontology annotation, molecular function: phosphorelay sensor kinase activity; protein binding. The record is from RefSeq and is a predicted model, not a curated record.
AUGUCCGAACUAUCGUCCUCAUUGCCAGCCGCUUUCAACAAUGCCACGUCUUCAGUGACAGCAACAACCACUCCAAUCGACAUGACAGCUCAUCGUAAUAGUUAUCCACGUACACACGCAACUACUCAAUAUCAUGCACAGCUUUAUUCGGGGCAACAACAAUUACAACGACGGCAACUACAACAAAUGCAAAACAACAAAGACAAUGAAGGCAAUAAGCAGAGACCACCUGGUGCAAUGUCAUUUGUGCCACCGAAUCUCUAUCGCACUUCAUUACGUCUGGUGACAGAGCUCGAGAUGGAUGCAUGGUGGUCUGCACUUGUCAGCAUCUUGACUGAGUCCUCGUUUCAUGCGAUUCAUGUGAGUCUUUCAGUUCCACAAGAUUCAAACGAUCCAUGGACAGGGGCUUGGGGUCUCAAGGCUUCUUGGUCCAAAACACGAUGCACCAAAGAGACGAUGCAGGAUAAACAACAACAACAACAGCAACAGCAACAGCCCAGUGAACGAGAUUACUUUGCACAUAAUCACCACGCUUCUACACAAGAUCGUCUCAAAUGCUUUGAUCGUAUCCAUGCAUUGGAAUCAGAUGCUGAACCACUUAUCAACAACGCUAGUGCACAUCGUAUCAUUCGACGUAAUGCAAUCAUUGUUCUCUCACGCGAGUAUCGACCACAUUCUCGAAAAGACAGCACUACGAGCAUGGUUGGGCGGCAUUUACAUUUGCAUCAUCACUUCGACGAUCGCGACAUGUUCAAACGUGCACUUUUGGAUCAAACAGAAAAGAAACGACUUAGUGCUCAAUGCUCUUUGCAUGAUCAGCCUAACGAUGAGCCAUCAGCACUUUUCCACGGCAGCAGUGUACCAGCUGACAUGAACAUUGCAUCAACAACAAGCGAGUCACCUGUUGUGGGGGCCAUCAAGGAACCAAUUUAUGAUUAUGACGAGUAUGAGCAACAGCAACCAUCGCCAUGGUCACAAUCACCAGCACCUUCACCAGCCAUGAUGGAUCCCGAUGUGAAUCCCUUUUUUCAAUCAGUACCCGGCAUUGACGAUGAAGCAUUUAAUCCCGAAUCACCCGAAUCAUCGUACGAGAGUACAAGUAUACCCUUUCCACCACCAGCUUCUAAUGUUCAUUCAGUCGUUCACAUACCACUCGUUCAUCCAACACCCGAUUCUUGCGACAGCUACACUUCAACAACUACAACAGAUCCGCAUCCGUCACGUAGCAACAUUCAACCAGCACCGUUUGCAAUCGUAUCUUUUCUCACACCGGUUGUUCCUUAUCCAUCAGCAUUGGUAACAAGUCUCUCGGCUCUUGCUCCAUUUAUCAGUAGCAGCUGCUCAAAUGCAUUUGAACACGCACGACGUUGCUCAUCACCACGACGACCUCAUCUAUCAUCUACCAGCUCAGUGCGUCGCCAUUCAUCUUUCAAGAAUCGUAAAAAAUCACCAAUAUCAGCAACCAAUACAGCCGAGGAUCAGCAACAAGAUAUUGUAUCGCAUCAGCAACCAUCUACUUGUUCUCCAGAUGUCAUUGUACAGCAACCUACUUGUCAACAACCUGCAUUCCUUAGCAGCAUCUCGAGUUUUAUGCGCAAUUCACUUGAGACAGUCACUGAGGCAGGUUCAUCACCAUCACCAUCAGCAACAGAGGAGGAACAAUAUGAAGAAACAGUGCCUCCUUGGUUAAAGGCCAACAAUGAUGGAAGUGCACUUCAAUCACCUGCAUGUUCAGAUCGUGCCUUGUCACCAUCGUCAAUGGCUAUUUUGGAAGGAUGGGCAAAGACAACAUCAUCAUCUCCACCACAAUCAUUUUCAGCAGCAUCUUUGCAAAUCCCGGAUCAGAAGCGUGUGGAUACUCGAGCACCAUCAACAACAACACGAAGAACAAGAGUGGUACGAAGAUGGCGACCGAGAAUGAGAUGGCGGCUACAAGCAUUUCGUGCUCUUCAUCCAUGUGUAUCCAUGAGCUCAAGUCAUGACGACAACAACGGCACUUGCUCACGAUCAAGGAAGGAAAGCAGAAUCGAGAGGCUAUUUGUGGCUCCUAAAUCCAGUCUUUUGCGUCUUGUGAUUGAUGGUAUCCCUAUUCAUGUCUUUACAUGUUCAACAACAACGGGUCAGGUCACAUGGGUCAACAAUCGCAUAUUGCAAUACACGGGCCGGCCACUUCAAGAACAUUUGGGACCUGGUUGGUUAUCACAUAUGCAUCCUGAUGAUCAAAUGGCGUGUCGCAAGGCUUGGGAAAUGGCAUUUGAGCAAGGCAAUGGAUUUGCUGGCGAGUAUCGACUACGACGAUUCGAUGGCAAUUAUCGCUUCUUUUUAUGGCGUAUUGUCCCACUUCGAGAUCUUAAAGGAAGGAUUAUUCAUUGGUUUGGAACAUGCACCGAUGUCCAUGAUCAGCAUAGUACUAUGCGGCAAAUGGAAAUCGAGAGCAAUGAGCGCAAAUACAGGUUACUUGCUGAAGCCAUCCCACAGAUCGUCUUUACCUUUUCGCCUGGUGUUGGUGUGACCUAUGCCAAUGAGAAAUGGGAAUGCUAUUCAGGCUUUGACUUUGAUCGUACCAAAGGCUUUGGGUUCAUGUCGCAGGUGCAUGCCGACGACCGUCAGAGACUACAACUACCAGACCUUGCACCACACAAGACCGCUGGCAUUAUUUGGCAAAGUGAGAUUCGAUUGCUAAGCAAGGAAGGGGAAUAUCGUUGGUUCUUGGUCAAGUGCAUUUCGGUAGAUGAGCUUGACACAGGCAAUGUUCGCUGGUUUGGUACAUGCACGGAUAUCAAUGAUCACAAGCUCUUGGAACACAAGCUCAAAGAAGCGCAUGAUGCGGCUCAAAAAUCCAUGGAAAGCAAGACACGAUUCUUAUCCAACAUGUCACAUGAAAUACGUACCCCAUUGAUCGGUAUCACGGGUAUGCUCAAUUUCUUGUUGGAUACGGAUUUGACACCAGAGCAAUUGGAUUAUGCACAUACCAUUCAACAAUCAGCCGAAUCACUAUUGGUGGUCAUCAAUGAUAUUUUGGAUCUUAGCAAGGUGGAAGCGGGCAUGAUGAAACUUGAAUGGGAGCCUUUCCGACUUGUGAGCAUGAUUGAGGAUGCCAACGAAUUACUAUCGACCUUGGCGAUUCAAAAAGGACUUGAGCUCAGCUUUUGGGUGGAUGAAAGUGUACCUGAAGUGGUGGUUGGUGACCGAGUGCGACUACGGCAGGUGCUAUUGAACUUGAUCGGCAAUGCAAUCAAAUUCACCACUGAGGGCGAAGUCUUUACGCAAUGCACCGUUGAGCAUUUGGAUACCCAGAAGAAUGAAAUGAAGUUAUUGUUUGAAGUUGUGGAUACUGGUUCAGGGUUUGACUCGGAUGGUGAAGCCGUCAUGUUUAAGCCAUUCUCUCAAAUCGAUAGUUCGAGUACACGUAAACAUGGUGGUAGUGGACUUGGACUUGUGAUAUCCAGGCAAUUGAUUGAACUUCAUGGUGGUGAGAUGCGAUGCAAGAGCAAAAAGGGCGAAGGAUCCACCUUUUACUUUACGGUCAAAUUCUCGAUUCCUCCACCACAAACACGCCCACGCCCUCAAACGCCACAGAAUGAAACCACCAGCGACCCAUUCUUUAGAACGAGCGUAUGUACAUCAGUCGCUGCUAGUCAAAAUGCUUCACCUUUACACCAACAGCCGACACCUGCCAAGAGCAUCAGCAGUGAUAGUAGCAGCAACGGCUCUUUAUUCAUCCCAUCUCCUUUGGCACAUUCCAAGAAGCACUCACAAGCGAAUGAUUUACCCACGUCGAUGGAAUUGUUACAGGACGCACUAUUGAACAAGGCAGCGACGAUGCGAUUAAUGCCUCCCCCAACACGUGGUGCCAAGCAACAGCAACAACAACAACAGCAGCAGCAGCAGCAGUCAUCAACAAUGACACCACCUAGAAACAAAGAACGCACCCCUCAGAUAUCAUUAUCCAAAGCAUCACCACCUACAAUGUCGUCUGUUCCUCCUCUUGGUUUACUCUCUCCCAACAGCGGCAUUAUUCUUCCACCAAGGACACCUACACGUGGAUCGCCAUUGCGUAUUCUGGUAGUUUCGGAAUGGCCACAUGCACGCGAUACCAUUGUCAAACAUCUACGUGCUAUCCUAGGUGGCAUUUCAAAUCAACAUCACGAUUAUCAGCUACACAUUGCAACAAAUCACAUCGAAGCAACACAAAUGAUUGCUUAUCCACAAUCCAUGUCAUAUGACUAUGUUGCUCUCAACUUGGCUUCUGAUCAGCACGUACUUGGUGUUACCCGAUUGAUUUGUGGUUCUAUGCAACACAAGGAUGCGAAUACACUUGUUAUUACUACUCCUAUGCAACGAUCUCUUAUUAUGGAAAGUGCAAAGGAUCAUGAACAAGAGAUGAUUCCUGUCAAUUGUAGCUUUGUUUUCAAACCUAUCAAACGAAGCAAGCUGAAUUGGUACUUUGGUGUUCGACAGCAUGACCUUGCUUCAUCCCGUGACCAGCAAAGCAACGAUCCCGCAUCACAACAACCACAAUCAUUUACAGCGGCAGCAGCAGCAGUGAUGGCUCCAGAUUCGUCACAAAAGCGCGUGGCAACGCAAAAGGAACUUUUCAGACGCAUGGAACAGGAUGUUGGUGGUAAAGGAUACCGGGUAAUGUUGGUUGAAGAUAAUCUCGUGAACCAAAAGGUAUUGACAAGAUACUUGGUGCGUGUGGGACUCGAUGUGGAGGUAGCUUCCGAUGGUCAAGAGUGCGUGGACAUGUUUCUUAGACAUCCCCAUGGCUACUAUUCCAUCAUCUUAUGUGAUCUGUUCAUGCCCGUCAAAGAUGGUUACGAAGCAACCCGUGAUAUACGUCGGUGGGAGCAUGAGAAUUCUCAAGAAAGCAUACCGAUUGUAGCACUUUCAGCCAAUGUCAUGAGCGAUGUAGCACAAAAGUGCAUGGAUUGUGGUUUCUCGACCUAUAUAUCAAAGCCAGUCAACUUUGCCACGCUUAGCGACGUUAUUCGAAAACACUUGCUCAAGCAAUGA